AUGGUAGCUGAUGGUAUUGCAGAGAUUCGCUUUCACACAUCUUCUCACUCUGAAUAUCUGAAGAACUUUCAAGAAAUUCUUGAAUGUAUGGAAGAAAAUAUGUGUAUCCUCAAUGAGAAAACAGAAGCACGGGUCAAAACGCUUCAAGUCACUAUUGAAGAUUUUGAAGGCACAACUGCUUAUAUCAAAGGACAAGUUGCUCGUAACAUGCAGAUGAUUGAAACUGUAGAUCAAAAAAUUCAUAACACCAUUGAAGCCUGUCUCUCUCCGAUGAAUCAGAAGAUAGAUGACUUACUACAGUCCUUAUCCAAUCUAGAGUCCGUCUAUGAAGGCAAAUUGGAUCAUAUGCAGAAUCAUGUUACUGCUCAAGACCGCUACAUCUCCUCUCUUGAGACGUCCAUUGCUGAACUCUCUAAAGCUUCUGCAUCAUCCUCCACCUCUCCCUUUCAGGCGUUCAGUGAGCAGGUUCAACGUCAAUUGGAUUCGUUAAGCUCUGACAUAGCAAAUCUAUCCAAAUCCAAUUUUGAGAAAAAAAAUAGCUCAGCAGGUGACAUAUCUUCCCUUCAAAAGACUGUUCAAUUGCUAGUCGAUGAAGUCAAGGCUAUCAAGGAACAAUCUUCCUCUUCAGAUCUAUCUGCUCUUCAACAAAAGGUUGCAUCAACUGAUUCUAAACUUGACUUGAUCUUAGCAAAGUUAUCUGGUUCAAAUGAGAGGCCACCUGAACCAGAGGGGCAAAAGAUCCACAAGACCAGAUCAAGUCAAUCUCCUAUCAUACACCAAAUUCCAGACUCACCAAAUGAGUUUGAGAAAAGGAGACAUGAGAAAAUAGAGUCACUUGACAAAAUGGUUGCUGAUGCACGAUUAAAGGCUCAACAGAACAGAGCAAAGAUAGCUGAGAAAGAAAAGGAACUCGUUCGACAACAAGGGAUCAAAGAUCCAUCUCUAAGAGUUCCAAGAAGGAAAGAUGUUUACUUUUCCAAACCUCUUACCAUUUCAGAACCAAUCACUCAGCCAAAGCUUUCUCAAACUGAUCCCAAGGAUAAGGGAAAACAGAAGAUUAUCUUCAAGUCUAAGAAGGAAUUAGUUAAAGAAGCUCAAAUGGAGGUAGAUGAAGAAGUAGCAAAGCAACUGAAGGCUAAGGAAUUAAAUUCUAAACAAGAGAUGCUUCUCAAAAGAAAAUCUUCAGAGAUCUCGACUGAAGAAAGGAGUACAUGGCAUGAUGAACAAUAUAGAGUGUCUUUACCUAAAAGAACCAUCUUCUUUAACCCUGAUAGAGAUUCCUAUCAAAAGGUAAAGGUCAUCAAGCCCACAAAUUCCUUUACACCUCCUUCUGAAUUCACUAAAGAAAACUGGGAUAUUCCUGCACCCCCGAAUGGUAUGAAGUUCAAUUUAUGGCCAAGUGCAAUUUAUCCACUCGAGGUUAAUAUAGACAUUGAAGAGAUAAAGAAAAGAUUCUUCCUGAAGAAAUUAAUUCAAGUUGUCCCUGUAUGGUCAAAGUCCAAGAUUGCUUCAAAUAGCAAAAUUGAUAUACGAAAAUUUAGAAAAAUGCCAUAUGCAUUCUUUCAAGGAAGAAGGACAGACAAAUCUGAAUUCAUGUUUUCUGAAGCUGAUUUCCCUAAAAUAAACCAAGCUGAUAUCAGAUCACUGAUCAUUUGGUUGAAACAAAGGGUGAGUACAGAUAAAGCUUAUGCAGAAGUUCUACAACGCCUAAGGCAAUAUGUGCUCGACAUGCUUAUUGAUUUCAGUGUUGACUGGGAGAUUAGACAAUUGAGAGAAAAGGAAGUUGAGGAACCAAAUUUAGAUCUAAGUAUGGAGAAUGAGUCGCCUGGGAACAUUCUAAAGAAACCACACAAAGGUGUUGUAUUUUCUUCUAAAGGUCGACUGAAAUUCAUGAGAAUCUCCCAAAAACAUCUAUUCUCCUCUGAAUUCAUUAAAGGCAUCAUUGGUUUAUUGAAGAGAACAGGAGAUCAUGAUGAAUCACUAAGAGUGAAGAUCAUUGAAGAAAUUUCAUGGUUUUUAAGUUUUCGGCAAUGGUUAAUAAACUUGAGAAACAAAGUUUAG
Lactuca virosa is the source of this 2061-nucleotide messenger RNA. Lineage: Eukaryota; Viridiplantae; Streptophyta; Magnoliopsida; Asterales; Asteraceae. The record is from the annotation of a GenBank genome assembly.